CUGAGCCGUGUAUAAAAAUCCCUGGGGCAGCCUCGGGAGCCACGUCCUCGGCAUUGUUCAGGGAAGCUCGGGCAACCUCCUGCCAACACCAUGGUGAACUGGACAGCUGAGGAGAAGCAGCUCAUCACCAGCCUCUGGGCCAAGGUCAACGUCGCCGACUGCGGCGCUGAGGCCCUGGCCAGGCUGCUGAUUGUCUACCCCUGGACCCAGAGGUUCUUUGCCUCCUUUGGGAACCUGUCCAGCCCCACCGCCGUCCUUGGCAACCCCAUGGUCCGUGCCCAUGGCAAGAAGGUGCUGACCUCCUUCGGGGAUGCUGUCAAGAACCUGGAUGGCAUCAAGAAAUGUUUUGCUCAGCUGAGCAAACUCCACUGUGACAAGCUGCACGUGGACCCCGAAAACUUCAGGCUCCUGGGUGACAUCCUCAUCAUUGUCCUGGCCGCCCACUUCGGCAAGGAGUUCACCCCCGCCUGCCAGGCUGCCUGGCAGAAGAUGGUCCGUGUGGUGGCCCACGCCCUGGCCCACGAGUACCACUGAGCCCCUGGGAGCCUUCCUGCCUGGAGACACUCCUGGGGAAUCUCCUCGGGUUCUGCUGGGCUCUAACCACCCAAUAAACACCAGUUGCUCCAGCCACC
Pyrgilauda ruficollis (rufous-necked snowfinch) is the source of this 632-nucleotide messenger RNA. RefSeq names its product hemoglobin subunit beta-like. The record is from RefSeq and is a predicted model, not a curated record. Gene Ontology annotation, molecular function: heme binding; haptoglobin binding; oxygen carrier activity. Lineage: Eukaryota; Metazoa; Chordata; Aves; Passeriformes; Passeridae. Gene Ontology annotation, biological process: hydrogen peroxide catabolic process; oxygen transport. The transcript is spliced from 3 exons. The coding region runs from base 91 to 534 and encodes 147 amino acids. Gene Ontology annotation, cellular component: hemoglobin complex; blood microparticle; haptoglobin-hemoglobin complex.